GGCCGCAGGAAGAGCUGCCCCUGGUCAGAGGCCACUCUACACAAUCGCCAGCAGCAGCCCUGCGGGACCGAACCCUGUGGCAGGGACAGCCCUCGGUGGCGGCCCCGGCUGCCGCUGUGCCCCAGCCCCGCGCGGGGGGGAGGGGGCGGCCUCGGCGCCCCCCGGCCCAGCCGCUCCAUAAAGGAGGCGGGCAGGGCCGGCCCGGCGGGAGGGUGUGUGUUGAGGGAAGAGCCGACGAGAGUAGCGGGAGGCGGCGCGGAGGGAGGGCAGCCAGGCUGCGGGAAGCGAGGCUCCGCGCUGGGACUGGUUCCUUCGCAGCCAUUUUCCGUCCAACCAAACAGCCGAUUUGUGGAGGGAGCCAACCAGGGCCGCACUGGAGAUGGAUGGUGACAGCUCCACAACAGAUGCUUCUCAGUUAGGAAUUGCUGGAGAUUACAUUGGUGGCAGUCACUAUGUCAUACAGCCUCACGAUGACACGGAAGACAGCAUGAAUGAUCAUGAAGAUACAAACGGCUCAAAAGAGAGUUUCAGAGAACAAGAUAUAUAUCUUCCAAUUGCAAAUGUGGCAAGGAUAAUGAAAAAUGCCAUACCCCAAACAGGAAAGAUUGCUAAGGAUGCAAAGGAAUGUGUACAAGAGUGUGUAAGUGAAUUCAUCAGCUUCAUAACAUCAGAAGCAAGUGAGAGGUGUCACCAAGAGAAAAGAAAGACCAUCAAUGGAGAGGAUAUUCUCUUUGCCAUGUCUACCUUGGGGUUUGAUAGCUAUGUUGAACCUUUGAAGUUAUACCUCCAAAAAUUCAGAGAGGCAAUGAAAGGAGAAAAGGGAAUUGGGGGAACAGUUACAACUGCAGACGGUCUAAGUGAAGAGCUCACAGAAGAAGCAUUUACUAACCAGUUGCCAGCAGGCUUAAUAACCACAGAUGGCCAACAGCAGAAUGUUAUGGUCUACACAACAUCAUAUCAACAGAUCUCUGGUGUUCAACAAAUUCAGUUCUCAUGAUUUUGAAGAAAACUUUCCAUCUGGGAACAUGAAACAGAAAACCUGGGCAACUCUAAUGAAGAGGCAGUUUUAAUGACUGGUGGAGAGAUUUAUCUCUUUGUAUAUUAAAUAGCUGUAAUGUAGCUACAAGAAGCUUGACUAAUUGAGGUGUGAGUUCUGACUCAAAUCUUUUUCAUGAUGAUUUUAAAGAAAUAAUUGGAUUUUAAAGGUAUUAAAGUAUUUUUGUUUUGUACAAGAGUUUGUUGCUCUGUAUAACUCCUGUAUGCAUUGUAUAUUGCAAUUUAUUACUGUCAGAGAUUUGUAGACAGUUUCUUAUUUUCAUAUUGAAUCAUGUUACUUUUGUAAUUCAGGUAAACAGCUGGGUUAAUUCAUGCUUACCCUUUGAAUAAAAUUGUAAGGGUAAAGUUCA
This is a messenger RNA of Motacilla alba alba, 1406 nucleotides long. It is a transcript of the gene NFYB, whose product is annotated as nuclear transcription factor Y subunit beta. The record is from RefSeq and is a predicted model, not a curated record. Bases 380 to 997 code for a protein of 205 amino acids. Gene Ontology annotation, biological process: regulation of transcription by RNA polymerase II. NCBI's taxonomy places the organism in Eukaryota, Metazoa, Chordata, Aves, Passeriformes, Motacillidae. The transcript has 7 exons. Gene Ontology annotation, molecular function: DNA-binding transcription activator activity, RNA polymerase II-specific; RNA polymerase II cis-regulatory region sequence-specific DNA binding; protein heterodimerization activity. Gene Ontology annotation, cellular component: CCAAT-binding factor complex; nucleus.